AUCUUAACAAAUCUUCUUUCACAUUCUUGUGCAGGUCUCAGGCGGACCUCACUAGACUGACUUUUCUUGUAGUGAACAUUCUAAGAUGGUUGCUUGGAAACGCAAUUCUUAAUAGGCAUGGCUUGACUGUCUAACUUUUGACAGAGAUCUGUGGCUCAGGUACAAUAGCCGGUGGCACAAGUUUUACAAGUUCUUUUCAUUGGCGAUUCCACCAACAGAGGGAUGAUGUAUUACUUAAUAGAGAGAGUGAAUGAGACUCUCCAAGAAUGGCAAAAGGCUCAUGACAUGAAGUUCUAUCAUAACGUGAACAACGGGGACACUUUUAUCAGCUACUCCUAUUACCCCCAGUUUUGGAUUGACGUAAAGCAAAGACCAACCUUCGAAGAGGCUCUUGAGCAGCUGCUACUCAGAUCACAGCCGCUAGAGAACACAGACCAGACUAUAUUAGUUGUCGGUGGUGUCCAAUGGCUCAAUUUCAACCACUUACAUAUUAUUCAAAAAGUGCUGAAACGGGCGAAUCUGCCAAAUAUCCUGGUAGUGAUAAAAUCCCUGGGAAUGGGCUUUCACCUGCCAGUGGAUGGAGUGCAUUUCUUGUCACCAGCCGAAGUGCGAGAUCUGUGGAAGGAAAACCAAGCUAUUUUGAACACUGCAAAGCAAUAUGGCUACGAAGUGGUUGAUACUUUUAUUAUUACCAUGGGACGGUACAAGGAGUUUUUGCAAGGGAAGUGCGGGUGCCAUUUUCAUGAGGUGGUGAAAUCUAAAGCUUCUGAAGGAGGCUCUCCCAUGGCAAUGAUGUUAUCGAGGCCCUAUGCUCUGGGCAAAUUUUUCAACAGCCAAAGCAACCUGAUGAAACUGCAAGCCUACGCCUCAAAUUCUCAGUCCCCUUAUCACGUGCGAGGUCCAAUAAACCAGGUGUAUUCAGAAAUCCUCCUCAGCCGCAUUUGUGCAAAUGACAGGAAGGUUCUUGGAAUGUAACUUUGCUCGGCUGAAGUGCCUGGUUCCAGCCUCCUCUCUUUCCCAUGUGGCAAUACACAGGCCAUACCAGAUUUGGAUUUUAUUUUUUUACACACUUCUCUGAGUGGCUGAACAUACCAGCAUAACUCAAGACAUGUGGCACUUUCCGCAAAGCCUUAUAAAAUCAAGAUGUGUCCACACGUGUCUGUGGUUUCAGAAUGGGAGACAGAGAAGCACGAGAAAUGGCAGCGAGGGCAAAGGGAGGGGGAGACAUUACUUGAAAUAUUGCCAAAUGUUUAAACAGUUGUAAGCUAAGUAAAUGUAAUGUUAUAUAGGAUGUGAUAUAUGUUGCUCCAGUUUAGGUACGGAUUAGAAUGCUAUAUUGCCGGUGAAACAAAUCUCAUUCCAUUUUGAAGAGUUUUAUGGCAUCGCAAAAUAGUAGUACAAGAAUAUGCACUUACCGGUAA
This is a messenger RNA of Podarcis muralis (Common wall lizard), 1421 nucleotides long. The record is from RefSeq and is a predicted model, not a curated record. NCBI's taxonomy places the organism in Eukaryota, Metazoa, Chordata, Lepidosauria, Squamata, Lacertidae.